This is a messenger RNA of Ctenopharyngodon idella (grass carp), 4574 nucleotides long. RefSeq names its product dipeptidyl-peptidase 6b (gene dpp6b). NCBI's taxonomy places the organism in Eukaryota, Metazoa, Chordata, Actinopteri, Cypriniformes, Xenocyprididae. Gene Ontology annotation, biological process: proteolysis. The transcript has 26 exons. Bases 479 to 3055 code for a protein of 858 amino acids. Gene Ontology annotation, molecular function: dipeptidyl-peptidase activity; serine-type peptidase activity. The record is from RefSeq and is a predicted model, not a curated record.
UUCUCAUGCAGAACGCGUCUCAUCCACACACACACACACACACACACACUGCUCUGCGUAAAGCUCUCACUGCUGUCCUUCCAUCGCCUCAUCCUCUGAAAUGGAGUGAGAUGUUGUAAGCUCUGUUUGUUAAAUCCGUUGACUGAGUGCAGUUUUAUAUAGGCUGUUGUCGCUUUUCUGCAGACGGGCUAUAGAGGAAACAACGUGCUUUGAAUGCAGAGCAGACUUUCUCUAGUACCGCCCGGGCUCCAAUCAAACCCAUAAAACAGAGAAAUUACUCCAACGAAGCGCAUUAGAGAUUAAUUUCAAUUAAAGGAUUCGUCUUACUGCCUUUCUUCGAAGGACAUCAGGCUCUGGGCUAUUCGAGAAGAAAAGCGUUUACCUUCUGCGGGAGGGGGACAUUAAAUUAAGCACAUCUAGGAGAGCAGCUGAUGAGAGAUCUCGCGCUUUGAGAUGCUUUAGUGAUUUGACCGGACUCAUGGCUUCGCUUUACCAGAGAUUCUCGGGGAAGAUUAAUACCAACAAUUCUUUUCCCCAUCCACCUGAAGCCAGUCAUCUCCUGGGUGGACAGGUUCCUGAGGAUGAGAAUAAGACUGGAAAGAGUCCUCAUCACCCCUCAACCCGACCUGCGGUCCAGUACCGCAAGAGAAACGCCUGCGAGGAUGAAGACGAACUGGUUGGGAGUAGCCCUCCGCAAAGGAACUGGAAAGGAAUCGCCAUUGCCCUGCUGGUCAUCCUGGUCAUCUGCUCUCUGAUCGUCACUUCCGUCAUUCUACUCACACCAAGUGAGGAUGACAGUCUGGCCUCCAAAAAGAAAGUCACGAUUGAGGACAUCUUCAAUGGAAAGCUCCAGGCACACGACCCUGAGGCAACAUGGCUUAGCGACACUGAAAUUCUGUACCGUUCCCGUGAGGGCGAUGUGGUGAAGCUCAACGUGCUGACAAAUACCUCCAAGAUUUUAGUGAAGAACCAGAUGUUUGAGAGUUUCCACAGCCAGGGAUCCUUCAAACCGACCAAAUACCAAGUAUCUCCUGAUCUAAAAUACGUGCUGUUGGCCUACAAUAUUGUGCCGCUUUAUCAGUAUUCCUUCAUGGCCCAUUACAUCAUCUGCAGCCUUGAUUCUCCAGAGAAAGUGGAACUGACCCCUAAUGAGGUGCAGAAUACCGCACUGCAGUACGCCGGAUGGGGUCCCAAAGGACAGCAACUGAUUUUCAUCUUUGAGAAUAACAUCUACUACAAAGCGCAAGUGAACACCCCACCAAAACGCCUGGUUUCCACAGGCAGUCUGGGGGUCAUAUUUAAUGGACUAGCUGACUGGCUCUAUGAAGAGGAGAUCUUCCAGAAUCACAUCGCUCACUGGUGGUCACCAGAUGGUCUCAGACUGGCAUAUGCCACCAUCAAUGACACUCUUGUGCCCAAGAUGGAGAUACCCAUGUUCACAAGCGCACUGUAUCCCAGCGGACAGGAGUACCGCUACCCUAAAGCCGGGGAGGAGAACCCUGAUAUCUAUUUGUCAGUGGUGAGUCUGAAUGGCCCUUUACACACAAUGAGGAUGAGAAAACCAGAAGACCCCAGAAUCAGGAAAGAGUACUACAUCACCAUGGUGAAGUGGGCGACCAGCACCAAAUUAGCAGUAAACUGGCUGAACCGAGCGCAAAACAACUCCAUCCUGACCCUAUGUGAAGCCACCACAGGCAUCUGCACCAAGAAACAUGAAGAUGAAAGUGACAGCUGGCUUCACAGACAGAACGAACCCCCGCUGUUCUCCAGAGAUGGUUUCAGGUUGUUCUUCACCCGAGCCGUUCCACAGGGGGGCCGAGGGAAGUUUUUCCACAUAUCCAUGUCCACUUCCCAGCCUAACAGCAGCGCAGACACGCUACAGUCCCUGACGUCAGGAGACUGGGACGUGACGCAGAUUUUAGCCUACAACGAGGACACCAAACUUUUAUACUUUCUGAGCACAGAGGACGAUGCAAGACGGCGUCACCUCUACAGUGCCAACACCACAGGAUCCUUCAACCGCCGCUGUCUUUCCUGUGAAUUCAGCUGUGGCUAUGUCAGUGGAUCAUUCAGUCCUGAUGCUAACCUCUUCCUUCUCAACUGCAAAGGCCCUGUUGUGCCACACUCAGCCGUGUACAGCACCAGAGACGGACAGUAUCAAAAGCUGCUGGAUGUGGAGACCAAUGAGGAGUUAAACACCACCUUGAACAACACACAGAUGCCCAAAGUAGAGUACAGAAAGAUCAGCAUAGAUGAUUACAGUCUGAACAUCCAGAUUCUGAGGCCAGCAGGGUUUAUAGACACAGCUCACUACCCCGUACUGCUGCUGGUGGAUGGCACCCCCGGUGGUCAGAUGGUGACAGAGCAGUUUCAGGUGGACUGGACCACGGUGCUGGUCAGCUCUUUCAACACCAUAGUCAUGAGUCUGGACGGCCGCGGCAGUGGAUUUCAGGGCACAAACCUCCUCCACCGCGUGAAGAAGAAACUCGGGGAGUUUGAGGAGAGAGACCAGCUGGAAGCUCUUAGAAUUAUCUCACAGCUGCCGUACAUUGACAUCUCAAGAAUUGGAGUUUAUGGAAAGGCAUAUGGAGGAUAUCUGACCAGCCGACUCUUGCGCUUGGAUGAACCUCCAAACGUGUUUAAAUUCAAAAUCAAGUGUGGCACCGCCAUCUCCCCCAUCACUGAUUUCUCUUUAUACGCUUCUGCAUUUUCUGAGCGCUAUUUAGGAUUACCGCAGUCCAAUAAGAGAGAGUAUAAGAUGACACGUUUAACAGACCACUUGGAGCAACUGAGGGACAAGAAACUCAUGAUAAUCCACCCGACGGCUGAUGAGAAAGUCCAUUUUCAGCACACAGCCAAAUUUAUCACCCAUUUGAUAAAUGAGAAGGCUAAUUAUACAUUACAGAUCUACCCAGAUGAAGGCCACUUCCUUCACUCGAAAGACUCACAGCAACAUCUAAGUCAGUCACUGGUCAACUUCUUCGUCGAAUGUUUCAGACCACCAGAGAUACUGAGUGAAGACAAACUUGAGCAGGACAACGAGGAUGAUGGUUAAAGUCCUAUUCAUAUCCAGCACAAGCCAGCUUACAGCCCAAUAUGCAAACUCCUCCCCUCCAUUACACCAUUCCUUCAUUCCCAUGUUAGUUCUGAUGGCUUCUCCUGAGCCUCUGCAUGGACCACGCCCCUCAACUCUGAUUGGCUCAUUGGAUCCAGGAAAGAGUUUGAAUGACUUGGUGAUAAAAUAACCUGUGGAGGUACAUGUUGAACCAUUUCAUAAUCACAGCACCACACAAGCAGUGUGAGAAAACUGGAGUGAUUCGGACGAACUGUCGAGCUCUUUUGCUUGUGUUCUCUAAUUCAUGCAUUGCUGACAGAAAGCUUUAAGAGAUGACAGCACAAUAUAAAGAAGAAUGAUUGGCCAGAAUACCGAAGCUGCAAAUUACUCAAUUAUUUUCCCUGCUGCAUACCAUUCUGAGUUUAAUACAGUUAUUGCAGAUUAGGGCCUUUAUUUGGGUAUAAAUGUCAUUGUGAACUCAUUUGUUUCUGUCAUCAAUGUCAAAGUCAUGAGGCCUGUUUGUGCUAAACGAAUUUGUGCAAAAUGUUCAUAAAACCAUUUAAUGUGUCAGCUGAAUGUGGCAAUUUAUGUUAAAAAAUUGCUGACUUCAUGUGCUAUCGGAAAUAAAGUCUAAAAGUCGUGAUUACGAGCUCAUCGCAUUCAAGUUUCGAAAUGGGAGAGGGCGUUCAUGUGCAAUUUUUAUCAAGGAAACUCGUAUUUACGAUAAUUCCGAGAGCACGUGAAGGCAGCAUAAAUCAUAUAAAAAGUCUUACAGGAAUUUGUUCUGAUUGUUUCAAAUGUGCUACAGUAAAACAGUUGCUUUAAAAUUGAUCUGUUGUAGUAACAAUCCACAGCAGCAUCCAUAUUGUUUGUUAGUGAAUCAGCCCAUUCUGAGAAGCAUAGUCUUCAAUUUAUUUUUUUUUUUUUUUUUGAGUGCAGCUGCAAAUGUCUAUUGAUAUUCAUUUAGUCACUGUGCCUUAUUGGAAUAAACCUGCUCUAGACAGGCAGUCCAUGAGGUAGGACGAAUAAUUUAUGGACAGAUUGGAAAAAGGUUUAGAAAUAGUUUUACGUUAUCAAAGAGAGGACUAAGAACCAUGCCACAAUCCUGCCAAAAACAUUUUCUUUACAGUCCUGUGUACUGGUUAAGUUGUAAAUUAAUACAGUAGAUUAACUGUGAGUACAAAAUUCAUAGGACUAGCGUCUUUGGGCAGGUAUGCGUUUUUUUUGUUUUUUUUUCUUUCUUUUUCUGUCAUACGUGGUUACAAAGGUUUUUAAAGAACGUUUUGCAUAGAAUAUAUUUUCUUGCUAUAAAAUUUGGCAUGGUGGCAAGAUGGUUUCUUUUGUGUUAAUGUAUCUAUUUAUGUGUCAUUACUUUUGACAGCUUGAAUGUUCCUAUGUGGUUCCACUGAAUUUAUUGUUGUAAGUGAAUUCCUGUCUUGUAAGCAGAUGCACUGAUGUGUAAAUUACUGUUUUGGUCCCUACUUGUGUGUACCUUGUACAUAAAGCAUUUUGAAAGCUA